CAUAAGGCAAAAAGAUCUAAAAUUUGAUCUAUUGGACUGUGUAAGAAUCUGGAGUGAUCAUAAAUAAAUUCCAACAUGGCGACUGCAACAGACACAAGAGGAAAUGUGGUUAAAAUGGACGUGGAUUUCUCGUCUAAUGUGACGGAACUUUUGCCAAAAUGUGAAGCAUUAGUAAAGGAAGGCAAAACACACGAAGCACUUGAGAGCUUGUUAUCUCUUGAGAAGCAAACUCGUUUGGGGGCUGAUCUUGCAUCCACAAGUCGUUUACUUGUGGCAAUUGUCAAGACAUGCUUUGAGCAAAGUGAAUGGGAGCUACUUAAUGAGCAUAUUCUCAUCUUGACCAAGCGUCGCAAUCAAUUAAAACAAGCUGUUAUGAAAAUGAUCCAGGAGGCUUUUACCUAUGUUGAACUUAUUCCAGAUAGGGAAAAAAAAUUAAAAUACAUCGAAACCUUGAGAACAGUUACAGCGGGCAAGAUUUAUGUAGAGUUAGAGAGAGCUAGACUUACAAAGAUAUUAGCGACUUUAAAAGAACAAGAUGGCAAUGUUUCAGAGGCUGCUGAUAUCCUUCAAGAAUUACAGGUUGAAACAUUUGGCUCCAUGGAGAGGAAUGAAAAAGUUGAUUUCAUCUUGGAGCAGAUUCGACUGUGUUUAGCCAAGAAAGAUUAUAUCCGUGCUCAGAUAAUUAGCAAGAAAAUCAGCAUGAAGUUUUUUGAAAAUAACAAUGAGCCAGAGUUAAAGCUUCGCUACUACAAACUGAUGAUAGAGUUGGCACAGCAUGACUCAGAAUACUUGAACAUAUGCAAGUAUUACUACGCUAUUUAUAAUACACCCGCAGUUCAAGAGGAACCUUCAAAGUGGCAAGAGGCUUUAAAGAAUGUUGUGUUAUAUCUGAUCUUGGCACCAUAUGAUAAUGAGCAGUCUGACCUUACUUUUCGUGUGAAAGAGGAGAAACGUUUGGAUCAAAUUCCAAUGUACAAAGAAUUGUUGAAAUGUUACACAAGGGCUGAGCUCAUGAACUGGGCUGAGAUCACUGACAAAUACGAGAAAGUACUGUGUCAUGGCUUGCCAGAUCAUCUUGCAACAGAUGUGUUCUCAGAAAAUGAAAUUGGUGCAAAGAGAUGGCAAGAUUUCAAAAAGAGAAUUGUUGAGCACAACAUCCGUAUCAUAGCGAAGUACUACACUAAUAUAACUAUGAAACGAAUGGCGGAGCUGUUAAGUCUGACGGAAACUGAUACUGAGGAGUUUUUGUCAAAUUUGGUGGCAUCAAAGGUGGUCUUUGCUAAAAUAGAUCGACCGGGCGGCACAAUUAGCUUUGAACCGCACAAAGAGGCAAAUGAUAUCUUAAAUGAAUGGUCCCAUAACAUAAACUCGCUUAUGCAACUAUUAAACAAGACAAAUCAUUUCAUAACCAAGGAAGAAAUGAUUCACGGACUUUCAUCAUAGAACAACCAUAUAUACUUGUAAUGGCUGACAUGUAUUAAUAAGUAACAUUUAGAGGUAGAUGUUCGUUUGUGGAAUUAAAGAUCCCACUGAAAUAUUGCAA
Molecule: messenger RNA, 1543 nt
Organism: Xenia sp. Carnegie-2017
Lineage: Eukaryota; Metazoa; Cnidaria; Anthozoa; Malacalcyonacea; Xeniidae
Product: 26S proteasome non-ATPase regulatory subunit 12-like
Exons: 11
Coding region: 76-1443 (455 amino acids)
Cellular component (GO): nuclear proteasome complex; proteasome regulatory particle, lid subcomplex; cytoplasm
Source: RefSeq, a predicted model, not a curated record